Metarhizium brunneum ARSEF 3297 is the source of this 2388-nucleotide messenger RNA. It is a transcript of the gene afcA, whose product is annotated as Alpha-fucosidase A. The record is from RefSeq and is a predicted model, not a curated record. Lineage: Eukaryota; Fungi; Ascomycota; Sordariomycetes; Hypocreales; Clavicipitaceae. Gene Ontology annotation, molecular function: alpha-L-fucosidase activity. Gene Ontology annotation, biological process: carbohydrate metabolic process.
AUGCAUUGGAUCAACUUGAACACCAUUGCUGUGGCCUUCUUGCAGGCUACAGCUCUUGGAUCUGCUCGAUCUUUGUGGUCAACACAACCAGCGACAUAUGCGCCUCAGUCUAGUGAUGAGACUAUUCUCAAGACUACCUAUCCAGUAGGCAAUGGAAAACUAGGAGCAAUGCCUUUCGGACCACCUGGUUCAGAGAAGCUUGCAUUGAAUGUGGACUCGUUAUGGAGCGGGGGCCCUUUUGAAAGCUCAACAUACACAGGAGGCAAUCCUCCUUCAUCCAAGGCAGGUGCUCUUCCAGGAAUACGCGACUUUAUAUUCAAGAGAGGAUCCGGCAACGUAACUGCCCUUUACGGGAGCGGAGACCAUUACGGCUCGUAUCGCGCCUUGGGAAACAUAAGUAUUGCGAUCGGACAUGGCACGUUGUAUAGCGACUAUAAUCGCACUUUGGACCUCGACCGUGGCCUCUACACAACGACCUACGUGGUUGACUCGGUGAAAUAUACCACCAACUUGUUUUGCUCGUAUCCAGCACAGGCCUGUUUUUUCAAUAUAGCGUCAACUGGUACUGUGCCUAAAACAACAGUCAAGUUUGAAGACCUGCUUGUGGACACAAUUCUGGCAAAGUCGUCAUGUAGUAAUGAAUUCGCGCGCCUCAGCGGUACGACAAGGGCUGGUCCCCCUGCCGGAAUGAGAUACGAAGCAAGAGCCAAAGGAGGUAACGGGGCAAAUACGUCUUGCUCCGAUGAUGGGACCCUGACUAUUACACCCUCUGGAGGCAGCAACUCGUUGACAAUCGUCUUCAGCGCCAACACAAAUUAUGACCAGAAGAAAGGCAACGCGCAAAACAACUACAGCUUUAAAGGAGAGGACCCCGGUCCCGGUGUAGAAGCUGCGGUGUUAAAGGCAGCCAAGACAACCUACGAGGACAUGCUAUCGCAACAUGUAUCCGAUUAUGCUGAACUUUUUGGCACGUUUACUCUCAAUCUUCCGGAUCCAAACGGAUCCGUUAAGAAGGACACGGCAUCAAUCAUUUCUCAGUACUCGGUAGACGGAAAGGGAGACCCUUUUGUCGAAGGGCUUCUGUUCGACUACGCUCGCUACCUGCUCAUCGCAUCUUCGCGAGACAACUCACUCCCCGCCAACUUGCAAGGUCGUUGGGCUGAGCAGCUUUCCCCCGCUUGGAGUGCGGACUACCAUGCCAAUAUUAACCUUCAAAUGAACUACUGGGCCGCGGACCAAACGGGGCUGACAAAGACGCAACCUGCAUUGUGGAAUUAUAUGCAAGACACGUGGGUGCCGCGGGGAAUAGAGACGGCAAAGCUGCUGUAUAAUGCGUCGGGAUGGGUAACGCACCACGAGAUGAAUAUUUUUGGGCAUACCGCCAUGAAGGAUGAAGCAAUUUGGGCAAACUACCCGGCAUCGGCGGCAUGGAUGAUGCAACAUGUCUGGGACAACUUUGAGUACAGCCGUGACGUAUCAUGGCUUAAAACACAAGGAUAUCCGCUUCUUAAAGGCGUAGCCAAAUUCUGGCUCUCUCAACUUCAACAUGAUGCCUUCUUCAAAGACGGCACCUUGGUCGUCAACCCGUGCAAUAGCCCCGAGCAUGGCCCGACAACCUUUGGCUGCGCACAUUUUCAACAGGCUAUCCACCAAGUCUUUGAAGCGGUUCUGGCCUCUGGCGAAUUCGUAUCGGAGACAGACACAGUCUUCAAGCGCGACGUAGCCUCCAAACUCGCGUCGCUGGACAAGGGUCUGCACUUCACCACCUGGGGCGGCAUCAAGGAAUGGAAAGUUCCCGACUCGUAUGGUUUCGACACCAAGAACACCCAUCGCCACUUAUCUCAUCUCGUAGGCUGGUAUCCCGGAUACUCUAUCUCCUCUUUUCAAGGAGGCUACACCAAUAGCACCAUACAAAAGGCUGUUGCGGAGACUCUCAAGUCCCGCGGUCCCGGAAAUGCAGCCGACGCCAAUUCGGGCUGGGAAAAGGUAUGGCGCGCGGCGUGCUGGGCGAGGCUGAAUAACACAGCCGAAGCGUACUAUGAGCUGCGUUACGCAAUUGAUAUGAAUUUUGCGAGUAACGGGCUCAGCAUGUAUAACGCCUUGAGUGCGCCGUUCCAGAUUGAUGCGAAUUUCGGAUUGGCCGGUGCCAUGUUGAGUAUGUUGGUUGUUGAUAUGCCGCAGAAGCAUGGAGAGACGGGAGAUAGGACAGUGGUUUUGGGGCCAGCGAUUCCUGCGGCUUGGGGCGAUGGUAACGUGAAGGGGCUGAGGUUAAGAGGAGGGUAUUCCGUGGAUUUUGCGUGGGAUGCGAAUGGCAAGGUGAAUAAGGCGAAGCUGGUUGGGUCCGGGAAACCUCUGAAGUUGUAUAAUGUUGAUGGGAAGGUGUUGUGA